Onychostoma macrolepis is the source of this 3483-nucleotide messenger RNA. It is a transcript of the gene ddit3, whose product is annotated as DNA-damage-inducible transcript 3. Bases 738 to 1478 code for a protein of 246 amino acids. Gene Ontology annotation, molecular function: RNA polymerase II cis-regulatory region sequence-specific DNA binding; protein heterodimerization activity; DNA-binding transcription activator activity, RNA polymerase II-specific. Gene Ontology annotation, biological process: negative regulation of transcription by RNA polymerase II; intrinsic apoptotic signaling pathway in response to endoplasmic reticulum stress; ER overload response. The transcript is spliced from 4 exons. NCBI's taxonomy places the organism in Eukaryota, Metazoa, Chordata, Actinopteri, Cypriniformes, Cyprinidae. Gene Ontology annotation, cellular component: CHOP-C/EBP complex; cytoplasm; CHOP-ATF4 complex. The record is from RefSeq and is a predicted model, not a curated record.
GAUAUGAACGUUGCCUAUUUUUAUAGGCGCAUAUGCGAACGCAAGCAAAAAUGGAAACAUUUUCCUACAUCCUUAUAAGGUAGCUCGCCACUUUUUUUUCUUUUUAACGAAAGGUUGUUUAAUAAAACAUGCUCGGGCUCUGCUAGUCUUAUCUCCAACUAGAAACCGGUUGCCAACGAUUGCAUCAUUCCUUUCAUGUGACUCCCUUACGCCCCAAAUUCGUCCUGGCCGUCUUAUGACUGCAUCACAUCUUCCUGCUCACACAAACUCGCGCAGAGCGAGACAACCAGCAAAGUCAUUAAGUCCCGCCCAGCGCGGCUGCUGAUUGGAUGUCUCUAAGCAGAAGAAUUUCCACCGCCUCGCGCGAUUGGUCCAAACUACCGACCAUCUCCUGUCAGUUUCCCAUAAUCUCUAUUAGGUUGCACCUUGAGAUCCUUCCCCCAGAGUUCGGUUGGAGUCACUCUAUAAAUGUCCCCGGGAGUUUCCGAAAUCCACACUCGGUGACUUCAACUGAACAAUGGUUAACAUGAGCUAUCACCAACCUCUACAAAAACACGCACAGACCCUGAAUCCAAAACAGCCGAGGAAAAGAAAUAAUAAAAAGAAAAGGAAUCAUUGGGACAAUUUACCGCCAACAACACACAUUCAAACUUGAUUGACAAGAGACUUUUGAGGUCUAGUGUGCUAGGUGUGGGAGCAUAUCGUAUUGUGUCUGUGGAUAGCGACUGAUUGGUGCGAUGACUGCGGAGUGGCUGUACCCCCCUGGCGUGGGGCCGCUGUGUGGUGCAGAGUUGGAGGCGUGGUAUGAAGACCUACAGGAUAUACUGGGCUCCGACGCGGGCGGGGCCAAACUCACAAGAGCCCCGCCUUGCUCCGAGAAGGAGCCCGAGUUUCUGGAUGUGUUGGAGAGCUGCUCGCUCACCUGGCUGACGGAGGGCCAGGUUUGGGGCGAUGGGGUGCAACGGGUCACCGACGAGCCGCCCGUCGUCCACUCGCCGCCGCGGCAGGACGAGCGCAGAGGAGGCGAGCCGGAGCACACCUCGUCCGGAGGAGACCUGCUUCCGCCCGAGUUCUUCGAGCUCCUCAGCGAAGGCGGCGUGGGAUCGGUGGAGACGAUGUACCACGUUUCGCAUCACGCGCCUCCUUCGCCGUCCGCCAGCGAAGAGGAGGAGCUCCCGACCGUCCCGGACACAUCGUCCUGCUCCUCAGCGUCCCGCUCGCCGUCUCCUCCCGUCUCCGCCGCUCGCCCGGGAAAGAGAAAACGAGGAGGCGAUAAAACAGCAGGAGGAGGAGGUGCGCCUUGCUCCCCGUCCCCUGGGAAGAAGAGCCGACGCGAGCGAGAGCAGGAGAACGAGAGGAAAGUGCAGGAGCUGACGGAUCAGAACGAGCGGCUCAAAGCCGAGAUCGAGCGGCUGGGAGAGGAGGUGCAGCGGACGCGCCGGGCGCUCAUCGAGAGACUCGUCAACACCAGGAGGUGAAGGAGGAGCCCAGGGGCCAAAGGGAUUGGCGGUGACCGUGAAAUGCACGUAUAGAGGGAGAUAAAAGACACGUGAGACAGAGAGGAGGUUCGCUGAGCGACUCCCGCCGAGAGAGAAAGAGAAAGUCAGACUGAGACGAAGAAAAGAAAAGAGUGUGGGGCCAACUCGGCCCGAAUGCAAAGCACAGAAGAAGAAAUUCGGUUUUCGUAAAGUACAUUUAAAUCAGCAGCAUUUAAAGGCAAAUGCUACAAUGGAUGAAUGAUACAAUUUAACAAAUGAUAAAAAUUAUUUUUCAUAAAGAAAAUGAAGCAGAAUUCUAUUUUUUUUGCAGUAAAUUAAAUAUGACUAAUGCAAUUUUUUUUAAACAUUCAAAGCAGCAUAAAGGCAAAUGCUACAAUGCAUAAAUGUUACAAUUUGACAAAUUACAAAUCAAUCGAAGAAUGAGCAAUCAAAUAAAAAAAAAGAUUAAGAUUUUGAAGCAAAUUAAAACGACUAAUGCAAUUUUUUCAACAUUAAAAUCAGCGUAUAAAUGUAACAAUUGAACAAAUUACAUUACAAAUAAAUUUAAAAAUAAAAUUUGCAUUACGGCAAUAAAAAAAGUAUCGAAAGCAAAUACGAAAAUUAGAUUUUUCGUAAAGAAAAUGAAGCCUAAUUUAAGCAAAAAUCUGAAAUGAUUAAUGGAUUUUAAAAAAAAGCUAAUACUACUAUUUAUUUGUAAUAUCAUUUGUUAAAUUGUAACAUUAAUUCGUUACAAUUUAAAUGACAUUAUAAAAAAAAAGUCAAUCUAUCAAAAACAAAUAAGAAACCUGAUUUUUCACAAAGAAAAUGAAGCCUAAUUUAAGGGAAAAUCCUGUUAUUAAAUCCUAUUUGCAUUAAAAAGCAUUUAAAUCAGCAUAAAUCAAAUGCAAAUACUGCUCUGCUGUAUAAAUGCUACAAUGUAAUGCAUGACAUUACAAAUAGAUUAAAGAAUAAAUUGCAUCAAUAAAAAUAUCAAAAGCAAGUAAGAAAUAACCAAUUAAGAGAAUGAAGCUUUAUGCAGUAAAUUAAAAUGACUUUAAAGCAUUGUUUUAAGCCAGCAAAAAUGAAAGAUGCUAAAACAAGUUCUACUGUGUACUACUAAAGUUAAAGAAUGACAUAUUUUGCAUUACACUAAUCAAAUUGCAGCAUGUCAUUAAAAAAAAAAAAUCAUAAUGGAAAAAAUGUAAUGCUACUAAAACCGCCUUUUUUCUUUUGCAUUCGGGAGUUUUUUGGCCGGUUUUGUGAGAUUGGCCCGAUAAUAGCGCUGUAAUGCUCGGUUUACGCACCAACGUUUAUUAAACUACCCAAAGGUUAAUCAACUUUCUGUGUAAUUGAAAGCUGAUUGUUCAUCAGUGCCGAGGAGUCUUGAGGGAAUGUAGCAGAGACGAUGAGAGAAAAGGCAGAACUGCAAUAAUAAAGAGAGAAGAAGAAACCUGAUUGUAUCAGUGACGGUGAUUGUAGGUGCAUUUCAUUGUAACCAGCCUGUUUUAAUUCAUGUCAUGUGUUAACGAAGGGCUUUAACCGUGGAAAUUCACUCCUAGUUGACAGAAAUUAGUAGCUCAGGACUGUUAUAGUGAACGAUUGUGAGCGUUUCUCUCUGCAGCUCACCAUCAACCCGAGGCCUCUAAGAGUGUGUGUGUGUGUGUGUGUGUGUGUGUGUGUGUGUGUGUGAGAUGACGGGGAAAUUAUGAAUGGAUGUCCGUAGCGAUUUUGCUCUCACUUUCUUCUCUUGAAACUUUUCCAGAAUUUUUAGAGCUAGCGGUUUAUAACAUGCUCUCUGCCUCUGAUCAUGCCUAUUUUUCUAUAUGUGUAUCUCAUAAUCAUUACACGUCAUCAUUUACCUUAUAUUGUAGUUUCCUAAUCUUACAAUAAACUUGCAUGCCGAAUUACUGUAUUAGAGUAGAAACAUUUUUAUCUGAAUUUUAUUUAGCCUUACUUAAUACGGAAUUGUAUUACACUCAUUUUGUUAUUAAAAUUUUCAAAUGAA